GGAGUGACUAACACAGCGGAGCCCCACUCCAUACACCACCUGACCUAUGGUGAUGUUGAGCCUCCCCAUCGCCCUCACGUGCCGUACCCCCCUCCAGAUGAGGAGGCUAGUAUUCUGUUUAUUCAGCCGUUCCUGCCCGGGACACUGAGGAUACCAGACAGACUCACGCUAGUCGCAAAGACCCUUCACUUAGCUUUACAGUGGAGUCUGCUCUACAGGCAGGGGUACAAGGAGGGACUCACAGCUCUGCAGUAGUGGCUUCUUAUUCACAUCCUGACAGGCAGAGAGUUUGAUAUAGUUGAUCUAUUCAUCUGUGAGUUAGAGGAGGUGACCAUGGAUGGGAUGACUGCUCACCGUCAGCAGCCCUUUGCUCACUAGAUCAAUUGGAUCCUCGCUCAGCUCGGUCAGAACGUACAUAUGGAUGAGCUGCAGCACUCGAGGUUGAGCUUCAAGGAGUACUCACCUACUGCUCCUCGAGACGGCAGACGUGGCCCGAGAGGCCAGCGCAGAGCACCGAGGACUCUCGACGAGCAUGCUAUAGCCGAGGGCAGAGUUGAUGAUGAGGAUGUUUUGCUCAGCUCAAGAUUUUCUUCAGCACUAGUUACACCGGUGCCCCACCAGAGCAAGCACCAUUGUAAUGACGCAAGCCUGCACACAGUGUCAGAUUUCCAACGGCUACUAUUGGGCUUCAGUGUGACCGGUUGAACCGGUGCCCUACCUGCGGUUCAACCGUACAACUUUUGUGUCCUUUGACUUCCAACGGCUAGGGGUGCUUCUCCACUCCCUGGCUUAUUUAUGUGCCUUUGACGCAUUGAAUACCUGAGGCCACCCUAGAGAAGAAAAGAGAGUGCUUCGAGCCAUUGGAUGAAGAUCUAGUGCUUUAAAUUUUUCCAAACUUGAAGAAAUCAACAAUUCCUUGAGUAGCAAGUGUGCUAGAGCUUAGGGCCAUCUCAGUGAGGGUCAAGUGAAGCCUUGAGAGAUUUUUACUCUUGGUGUUUGACGGCACCUAGACGAUCUCGGUGAUCGGAAGGUUCUUGGUGAGCUCUUGGAGAUUGUGGGAGCCCCAAGAAGAGAAGAUUGUAUAUGGUGUGAAGCUUGCCAUUCUGGUGAUGGAGAAAGAGCAUUCUUAGUGAAGACUUGCUUCUUGGUGAUGCAAGGGAGCGAUACCCUUAGUGGGUGCUCCAACAUAGAUUAGGGUGGAGCGUCAACUCCUCGAUACCACGGGAAAAAAAAUCCGGUUGUCUCGUGUCCCUCUCAUUUACUUUUCUAGCAUUUCAUAUCUCUUGUGUUUGUUUUGGUACUAGCUUGUUUGCUCUGUGGCUAGAUUUUCUUCAUGGUAGUUUGUUCUAUUGACUAGGUUGCAUAUUUGUUAGUGUGAUCUUUCUUAAGAAUGAUAAGUAUGUUAGUGUGCUUUCCAACCUAGUUUGAUUAUUCUAGUGUGCUCUAGUUGAUAGGAUCAAUCUUUGUAGAUUUGGGCAAUACUAGUCUAGGUUAAGAAUUUGAUAGAAAUUAAAAAAGUCUCAAUUCAACCUCUCUUCUUGGCCCCGAUCCUUCCACACAUGAAGGGGUUCAUGAGUUGAUUUAUUUAAGAUUCCAUCAGGAGACACUACUGGACCCUAGAUAUUGUUCCGGUACCCACAGUAGUACUUCUUAAUUAGAGGGUACACCAAUGACUUGCGCCAGUGUGUAUGGAAUAUGGUAGCCUGCUUGUUUUGAUUUCCCUUUGUCCUUUGCUCCAACAACUCAAACCAUUGACUCAAUUAUAUGUAAAACCCACAAAGGAAAACUUGACAGAUUUUAUGAAAAUAAAAAUACUUAGUCUCUACUCCCUCGGUUGAAAAUUUUAUAUCAUUUUGGUAUUUCUAGGUGCAUAAUUUUAAUUAUGUAUUUUUGACAUCGUGCAUAUCUAGAUGCAUAAUAAAAACUAUGCACCAAAAAAUUCUAAAACAACCUAUAAUUUACUCACUCCAUCUCAAAUUAUUAGUCGUUUUGGCUUUUCUAGGUGCAUAGUUUUGACUAUGCAUCUAUUUAUAUAUUGUGUCUAGGUAUAUAACAAAAUCUGUAUAUCUAGAAAAGCCAAAACGAUUAAUAAUUUGAGAUGGAGGGAGUAGUUUUUAUCAUACUUUACCUCCUUGGUGGUAUGUGAGUGCUAGAGUUUGUUAGUUUGUUACCAUAUAUCUGGUUUAAACUUGGGCCAUAUCAAAUUUACCUUAUGGUUCUUUUCUGGAAUAUUUUCCUCAAGAUUUUGUCUCGAUCGCUCAGCUCAGCCACUCCAGCUUAAGUCGUAUUUGGGAUUGCAGUUAGCUACACUGCUACAGUCUUUCUGGCAUCCAGAUAUUUGUGAGUUCAUUCCCUUCUGCUUCGACGACCACCAUAGCCAUUGACUUCACCAAAUAAAGGAGUCUUUGUCGCUGCUUUCCCAGUCUAGCUUCUCACUUCUACUCAUUCCGUCUGACUGCCUGCGAGUUACUAUCCAUAGCAUCGGUCUUCAAGAGUUGAUCACAAGGUUAUUCAGGCGGCUUUUUCUUGAGGGACGGGACUUUUUUUUAAGACCACAGGCCCAUUUGGCCCCGCUUUUUGAGGGACGGGACUUCACCGGGGUUAAUCAGUAGCUGCCAGAGAUUCCGAGAUGGAUGCAUGGACAAACCGUUACCGUGCUUUCGCCGAAGGAGUGGUGACUAUGGUCUGCCCGGUGCUCCUUGCAAUUACACUGAAGAAGGUUGAUCUGAACAGCAAGGAACAUGGGCAUGCCAUUCCGAUUACAAUGCUCGUGGUAGCAACCAUUACAUUAACAGCCGGUAUUUGCCCUUUUCUGGUUUGUUGUCUCUCCAAGAGGUUUUCUAGAGGGAGCUCAAGUUCCCCUCAUAAACUUACCAAGUUGCUGGCCCCCUUAUCCAGCACAUUGCUAGUGGCACUUGCCUGCUGGAUCAUAUAUCUGAUUUUAGACAGCUGGGCAUACCCUGUAAUUGGCGCCGUAAUUGGACUCUGCUACAUAAUUUGUACCGUCAAGUACUUCAGAACCAGUAUGGGUGAUGCUGCUACUACUGCUGCUCCUGCUCCUGCUCCUGAUGCUGCUACUGCUCUUGCUCCUGCUCCUGCUGCUGCAGAUGAAGAAUACAACAAUAAACUGGAGAAGUCACUUGACUUCUUAGCUGGUAUAGCUGCACUUCUGUUUCUUGGACUGGAAGGCCUGGCACUGGAGGGUCAAAUUAACAGCACAGAAGAAGUACAGGAUCGUCUUACCACACCAAUUGGCACAAGCUUCUUUGUUUGCGUUAUCGAUGCGUGCUUGAUGCUUGUUGAGACAAUGCCUCCUCACAGCAUCACAAGCAACCUAACAGAGAUCUUUGAUGUGCUCACAGUUUUUUCUGUCUCCAUGGUCAUCUUCUUCAUUAUGUACUCACUGAUGAAACUAAGAGCAUUGCUUCUGAUAGCAGCCCCAUUCUUGAUUCUCCUGAUGCAUGUGUACCACGUCGCCAUCAGUGGUAGCAAUGGAACUGACACAGAUGGUGCCCAUGCCAACCAGGACGAAGAAUCAGGUGGUAGAACUAGCAGUAGCAACAGCAAUGAAGAGCAAAAUCCAGCGUCGCUUGAACUAAGCAAAGUAACAUUCACUGGGUUCCUGGCUUUGUCGAUACCAAGCAUCAGCAAUGAUUCACUCGACAUGGGCACCGAAUGUUUCUUACACCUUGCUGCAUUAGCUAUUGUUUCAGGUCUCAUAUGGAGGCUCCUGACACAUUACAAGUCACACACUACCAUCACGGCAGAUGCAAAUGUUGCUUCCUUCUGCACCCACCUCUGCGUUGCAAUUGCUACAGUUCCAUUUUCGAUCAUGGCUGGGAAGGCUCUGUCUUGAUUUUCAGGCACCUGGAGUUCGUUUUGCAGUCGCCUGUCUUGUGCAAAUUAAAAUCUCAAGGGUAUUCAAAACUCAAUGCAGUUUACAAGCAACUAUUUUGCCAUAGGUCUCCAAAGUUUCGUCGCUCUGCAUACAUAUCUCCUCUUAUACUGCUUGACCAAAACUGAAUUUCAUUUUGAGUACACGGUACCAUGAUGCUUUAUAAA
This is a messenger RNA of Panicum virgatum (switchgrass), 4062 nucleotides long. RefSeq lists its product as uncharacterized. Lineage: Eukaryota; Viridiplantae; Streptophyta; Magnoliopsida; Poales; Poaceae. The transcript has 3 exons. The coding region runs from base 2630 to 3856 and encodes 408 amino acids. The record is from RefSeq and is a predicted model, not a curated record.